Molecule: messenger RNA, 1499 nt
Organism: Vicia villosa (hairy vetch)
Lineage: Eukaryota; Viridiplantae; Streptophyta; Magnoliopsida; Fabales; Fabaceae
Product: probable ribosome-binding factor A, chloroplastic
Exons: 4
Biological process (GO): rRNA processing; ribosome biogenesis
Molecular function (GO): ribosomal small subunit binding
Source: RefSeq, a predicted model, not a curated record
UCCUUCUUUAAUGUUCCAAAUCUUUUCAUUUCUUCUCUUCUUUUCUUCUUCAGAGCCGUCACCGUACAGUUAUACUUUCUCCAAACUCCUCCGUUCGCUGUCCUCCAAACUCCUCCGUUCACUGUCCUCCAAACUCAUCUGUUCGCCGGCCGCCCACUCCUCUGUUCGCCUUCUCCCGAAAUCGACGGUCAUCUUGCCUUCCUCCGACCUCGUUCUGAAAUGCUUAUCUCCGAUAAUGUCUUGUUGUUUGCUAUUCUUCCAGAAGCUUUAGUUGGGGCCGAUACAUGCCUUUCAUCUGUCACCACCAUCACCGACGUCGAAAUCACCGCCGAUUUACAGGUAGUUAAGGUGUAUGUAUUGGUUUUUGGAGAUGAAAGAGGGAAGCAAGUAGCCAUGGCUGGGUUGAAGUCAAAGGCUAAAUAUGUUCGGAGUCAUUUGGGGAAGCGAAUGAAGUUGCGGUUAACUCCUGAGAUAUGCUUUUUUGAGGAUGAAUCUAUUAAGAAAGGAAGCAGGGUCAUUGCAAUAUUAGAUGAAAUUAAGAAUGAGAAGAGUGGAACAACUCAAAGCGCGGAACAGUUGGAUCCAUUAUAACCGAAUCUUGGAUGCAGGUAAUAAAAUAACUUUAAUUUGUUAUUUAUUUUGUGUUUUGAAAUUUACUGUGAAUUUUCAAAGAAUAACUCUAUAUUGUUAUUUACGUAUUGUAAGUAUUUGAUGAUCCUAUAGAAUUAACACACGAUGAUUUGUAUGAUUUGCGACUCCGUUGGGCAAAAUGUUUUUUUGAGUUAUAUAAAGAUUAAGCUUUAUCUGCAAAUGUAAUUUUGAUGUUGUCUUCAGAAGCUACAACUCAUCUUGUCGUGGAUGCAUGUUGGUAUUUCAAGUACCCGAAAGGACUUAAAUGGUUGGAUAUUUGUUGUUUUGUUAUUUUGUAGUAGUCCAUCGUGUGUAAACUUUCUUAUAAUUUUGUACACUUGUGUAUCCUAUAUUAAUACAUUUGUAAAUUUUGAAAAAUAUAUAUGCAUCUUAGCUAUUUGGUAUAAUGAAAUUUUAUCCUUCAUUGGUUAGAAAAAUAUGAAAAUAGUGACUUAAAUGUGGUCUGUGUGCUGUGGGAAAAAUGUGCAAAAUAGCGACCUAACUUUGGUCUGUGUUGUUACAAAAAAAAUUACAGGUUAAAAUAGGAAAAACAACUAUUAUACACUUAAAAGCAUAAAACAUAUUACAUCGGGCAAAAUGGACAACUGAUGUAAAAACUAAUCUAUUACAUCGGGCAAAGUGGAAAACCGAUGUAAAAAAUGUCUAUUACAUCGGGCAGACAGGAAAACCGAUGCAAAAUAUGGCGUAUAUAUUUUUUUAUUAAAAAAUUGAAUAAUUUUUCACAUCAGGCGUCUGAAUUCAACCGAUGUGGUAUGUUAAUUUUUCACAUCGGACCUUGGCCUGAUGUAAAAUGUCUCUGACUUAUUACAUCGCCUGGCUUUACAUCGCCUGGCUUUACAUCGGGCCCA